Molecule: messenger RNA, 258 nt
Organism: Macrosiphum euphorbiae (potato aphid)
Lineage: Eukaryota; Metazoa; Arthropoda; Insecta; Hemiptera; Aphididae
Source: the annotation of a GenBank genome assembly
AUGGGUGGCUCAUUCAAAACCAGUUUCGCCAAAGACGUUUCGAUGGAUAAUCGUUGUGAAAGAUGGACGUGGCGGAAAAUAUGGAAGAUGAUAUAUGGACCACCGCCCACCCACGGCCGGCAGUUGACAUGGGCCGAGCUUACAGCGGAUACGGAGCACCAUGGGUUUAAAGGAAUCACCUUGACAGAAACAUAUUUUGACAGUGAAUCCGGUGAUGCUUUAAAUCCACGAGGUCCAACCACGGUAAGCCAGGCCUGA